This is a messenger RNA of Manduca sexta (tobacco hornworm), 8724 nucleotides long. It is a transcript of the gene mTor, whose product is annotated as serine/threonine-protein kinase mTOR. The coding region runs from base 1 to 7269 and encodes 2422 amino acids. Gene Ontology annotation, cellular component: nucleus; TORC1 complex; TORC2 complex. The transcript has 10 exons. Gene Ontology annotation, molecular function: protein serine/threonine kinase activity; protein-containing complex binding; protein binding. NCBI's taxonomy places the organism in Eukaryota, Metazoa, Arthropoda, Insecta, Lepidoptera, Sphingidae. Gene Ontology annotation, biological process: TOR signaling; negative regulation of macroautophagy; protein phosphorylation. The record is from RefSeq and is a predicted model, not a curated record.
AUGUCAAAUCAAGUAGCUCAGUUCGUAGCGGGGCUGAAGUCGCGGAAUGUGGAUGUUCAGAUAAAGACAGCACGCGAACUCUACCAUUAUGCGAAAACUGAGCUACGUGAAGUACCACAGGAGGAACUCACCCAGUUCCUGGAUGAGUUCAAUCACCAGAUAUUUGAGAUGGUAUCCAGUAACGAUGUCCACGAGAAAAAGGGCGGAGUGCUGGCUAUCGUCUGUCUAAUUGGUGGUGACUGUGACACUACAAGAACUAGAAUAACCAGAUUCGCAAACUACCUCCGCAACUUACUGCCUUCAUCUGAUGUUGGGGUUAUGGAACUUGCAGCAAAGACCGUCGGCCGAUUGGCCACAGUCUCUGGCAUCAAACGUGCGGAAUAUGUUGAAUUCGAAGUCAAAAGAGCUUUUGAAUGGUUGUCUGAAGAACGCAAUGAAGGGCGACGCCACUCUGCUGUUCUUUUACUAAAAGAGCUAGCCAUAGCUAUGCCCACAUAUUUCUAUCAACAAGUAUCUGGCUUUUUUGAUCAUAUUCUUGUCGCCCUUAAAGAUCCUAAACAGCAAAUCCGCGAGGCCGCAGCCAAAGCGUUGAGAGCUGGACUUGUAGUCACGGCUCAAAGAGAAACUGCAAAACAGUCAACAGCAAAACCCCAGUGGUACAUGCAAUGCUAUGAAGAAGCUAUGCUGUCGUUUGAAGAUAUACCACUAAAAGAGAAAGGCAUAACCAAAGAGGAUAGAGUCCACGGAGGCUUAUUGAUCCUUAAUGAAUUGUUAAGAUGCUCAAAUGCUAUUUGGGAGAAAAAAUACACAUAUUCAAUGCAUAGCUUGGAUACACAGAAAGAUAUAACAUUGUCAGAUGAUAUUAUCUUCAUAAGUACGAAACUUCACAGUCCAUCAGUGAAGAGAGGCUACUUAUGUGAUGGAUUCAAGACUGAAAAUGUUCAGUACCCAGUUCCUAUUUAUGAGUCAGCGGUAUGCCGGAAAUUACUUACCGAGAAGUUUGAAAAGAUUUGUCAAGAUAUUAUGGCACAGCGACUGCUAAAAACUCAAGGAGUACCACAAAUUCUAUUAAUAAUUAUACCCAGGUUGGCCGCAUUUAAUAAAGAAUAUUUCCUCAAGAAGUAUCUUAGCCAUACAAUGCAUUACCUGAUCUCAUCACUGCGCAGCCGGGAGAGGGACAGGAACAUGGCGUUUACUACUAUCGGUCUCAUGGCGGCAGCUAUCGAACACGAUAUUAAAAAUUACAUACCUAGAAUAAUGGAAGUUAUAAAACAAGCUUUGCCAGUAAGAGAUUCACAAACUAAAAAGAGAGCUUGGGUAGAUCCUUCUAUUUUCGCUUGCAUUACGUUACUAGCUAGUUCAGUGAAAGACCUAGUAGUUAAUGACAUAAAGGAACUUUUGGAUGCCAUGUUUGCUACUGGCCUAAGUCCAUCCUUAACUAUAUGCCUUCGAGAGCUGAGUCAAAGCCUACCAGUUCUAAAAACUGAAAUAUCAGAAGGUCUUCUUAAAAUGCUAUCGUUAGUGCUGCGGAAUAAGCCAUUUCUACACCCAGGCGUGCCAAGCAGCUUGGAACAGCAGAUGGGUAAUAUGAACCUUGUUAUUGAACUCCAAGACACACCUAGCAUUGUGUUGGCUUUACGCACCCUUGGCACGUUUCAGUUUGAAGGGCAGCAUAGUCUGCUCGCAUUCGUAAGACGCUGCGCUGACCAUUUCCUACAAAGUGAACAACAAGAAGUGAGGUUGGAAGCAGUAAAAACAUCAGCCAAAUUGCUUGCUGACGCGAAGGUCAGGACUAUGAAGACUCCUUCACGAACGCUUACAAUACUGACCGCUGAAGUUAUAGGAAAGCUACUUAUCGUCGCAGUAACCGACCCAGAAUACGAAGUCCGUUACUGGGUACUGGAAUCUUUGUAUAACAUAUUCGAUACGCAUUUAGCGCAAAUAGAAAAUCUCAGUUUUCUAUUUAUGGCUAUGAAUGACGAGCACUUAGCGAUUCGUGAGCUGGCAAUUUGCACUGUCGGUCGCUUGAGCACUGUUAAUCCUGCGUACGUCAUGCCAGGUCUUAGAAAAACAUUGAUACAAUAUCUCACGGAAUUGGAACAUUCUGGUAUGAGCAGGAAUAAAGAACAAGCGGCCAGGAUGUUAGAUAAUCUGAUACUACACGCGCCGAAAUUGGUAAAACCAUACAUGGAAACCAUUCUGAAUGUCCUUGUGCCUAAGUUAAAAGAAUCUGAUUCAAACCCAGGAGUAGUGAUCAGUGUUUUAAAAGCUGUCGGAGAUUUGGCAGAUGUUCAUGGCGAUAACACAGGCUUAAAGAAGUGUUUGCCUGAAUUAUUAUCGAUUCUUCUAGACCUUUUGUCAGAUGCCAGCGCGACGGAGAAAAGAAGUGUCGCAUUAUGGGCAUUUGGACAGCUCAUAAGUGCUACAGGGUAUGUCGUCACUCCGUACACAGAAUACCCGAACCUCAUGGACGUUCUUUUGAAUUUCCUUAAAACGGAACAACAACCCAAAGACCGGCGAGAGACUAUAAGAGUUCUAGGGUUGUUAGGCGCUCUGGAUCCUUACAAACACAAGAUGACGCGAGGCCUUAAACCUGAUUCGACUUUAGUUCCUGUAACGGAUAGUAAGGCAGAAGGUAACAAUUUUGACAUGACAACAAGCGAGAUGCUAGUAAACAUGUCUUCACCUGUAUUAGACGAGUACUAUCCUGCGAUUGUUAUAUCGACAUUGAUGAGGAUCUUACGGGACCCAACGUUACAGCAGCAUCACACAAACGUCGUGCAAGCUGUGACCUUUAUAUUCCAAUCUCUUGGAAUUAAAUGUGUGCCAUAUAUUUCGCGUGUUACUCCCAGUCUACUUUACGUAGCGCGAGCGACCGAUAACAACAAUUUCCGAGAGUUCCUAUUUACUCAACUAGCAAGACUGAUUGCAAUUGUCAAGCAACACAUUCGCAACUAUUUAGACAAAAUAUUCGAUCUGAUAAAAGAGUUUUGGACGCCCAACAGUUCACUACAACCUACUUUGAUAUUACUGGUAGAGUAUAUAGCUGUGGCUCUGGGGUCAGAGUUUAAAGUGUAUCUGCCGCAACUGAUGCCGCAAAUACUUCGCGUGUUGGCUCAUGACACCAGCAAAGACAGAAUGGUGACUGAAAAACUUCUAUACGCUUUGCAAAAGUUUGAGGACAAUCUCGACGACUACAUGCAUUUGGUUAUACCGUCUAUAGUGAAAUUGUUUGACGCUUCAGACUGUCCCAUCAACGUGGCUAAAGUGGCGAUGGAGACGGUCGAUUGUCUGUCAGAUUCGUUGAAUUACAGCGAAUUGGUGUCGAGGAUCAUCCAUCCAUUAGUGCGUAGUUUGGACACGUGCGCCCCCUUGCGACAGACGGCGAUGGAUACGCUUUGCGCCUUGAUAGUGCAACUUGGUCGAAAGUACUCGGACUUUAUACCUUUAGUGCAGAAAGUGGUGGUGAAGCAUAGGAUCCAGCAUCAGAACUACGAGCUGUUGCUCUCCAGGCUGCAGUCUAGUCAAACGCUAGCCAUGGAUGAGUUCUUGCAGAGCACCAGACGUAAGCCGAGGAACAAUAAUCAGGAGGCUCGCAUAGUUGUUUGCGAUACUUCCCAAUCCAUCCGCAAGUUGUGUGUGAAUGCUCACAACCUGAAGCUCGCGUGGACGGUGAGCAGCCGCGUGUCGAAGGACGAUUGGCUGGAGUGGCUCCGCCGGUUCAGCAUCGGUCUGCUGACUGAGUCGCACAGUCCAGCGCUGAGAGCCUGUCUAGACCUCGCUCACAACUAUUCCCAACUUCUCCGGGACUUGUUCAACGCCGCCUUCGUCUCCUGCUGGACGGAGCUCGACAUCACCUCACGAACUGAACUGUCUAACGCGUUGGAACAAGCCUUGACAGCGCCUGAUGCUCCAGAACUUGCCCACACGGUGCUGAACCUCGCGGAAUUCAUGGAGCAUUGUGAGGGUGGGACCAUACCGAUAUCCACUCACUUGCUCGGAGAAAGAGCUAUGCAUUGCAGAGCUUAUGCUAAGGCGUUGCAUUAUAAGGAAGAAGAAUUCCGCAACGGCGCAACGUCACAAGUGGUGGAGGCAUUGAUACAUAUAAAUAAUAAACUGCAACAGAAAGAAGCAGCCGAAGGACUCCUCGAAAGGGUGAUGGCGCAGCGUGAAGCUGGUGAUGCCAACCUUAAAGUACAAAUACGGUGGUAUGAGAAACUACAUAAUUGGGAAAAGGCAUUAAAUCUCUACGGCGAGAAGUUAUCAGAAGACCCGGACGAUAUGGACGCCUAUCUUGGAGAGUUACGCUGCUAUGAAGCACUCGGAGAGUGGGUGAAGUUAUACAAUACCGUCUCCCAAAGUUGGAUCAAAAUGAGCACCGAAGAAAAAUAUAAGGCGGCGAGAUUGGCCGCGGCUGCCGCGUGGGGCUUAAACGAGUGGGACUCGAUGGCGAAAUACGUCAGCUUCCUUCCAGAAAACACACAAGACGGCGCAUUCUAUAGAGCGGUCCUUAACAUCCAUAACGGAGAGUUUGAUAUGUCCAAACUGUUCAUAGAUCAAGCCAGGUCGCUACUAGACUCUGAACUUACCGCAGUAGCUGGUGAGAGUUACCAAAGAGCCUACGGAGCUCUAGUAAAUGCUCAGCUACUUGCAGAGCUGGAAGAAGUGAUCACAUAUAAAUUAGAGAUUGAGAGAAGGGAGUCAAUAAGGCAAGCUUGGUGGACGAGGUUGCAAGGAGGACAGAGACUCGUAGAAGAUUGGCGCAGAAUUCUUCAAGUACGCAGUUUGGUACUCACUCCCCAAGAAGACAUGGCCACUUGGCUCAAGUUCGCAUCACUCUGCAGAAAGAGUGGAGCUCCCCGACAAGCUCAUAAGACCUUGGUUAUGUUGCUGGGGAGUGACCCAAGUAAAAAUCGCGAUAAACCGUUGCCCACACACGAACCCAGAUUGACUCUUGCGUACGCCAAACACUUGUGGGUGGCGGGUGACAAACAACUCGCUUACGACCAACUGCAGCGAUAUGUUGACAACACCGAAUCCGGAGAUGCAGAACACUGCCGACUUCUUGCUCGAUGCCAUUUGAAACUGGGCUCUUGGUGCGAAUCUCUUCUUGGAAUCAACGAACACUCCAUACCGACAAUUUUGCGAAACUAUGCAUCGGCGACUGAUCUUUCUUCAGACUGGUACAAAGCUUGGCAUGCUUGGGCAUACAUGAACUUCGAAACUGUUCUCUUUUACAAACAUCAAGACACAAAUUAUGGUCGCGGCCAGUCUGGGGAGAAGAGACUCAGCUCUGAAACAAUUCAGCAGCACACGGUACCUGCUGUAGAGGGAUUCUUCAAAUCGAUAAAUCUGUCUCACGGCAGUUCUUUGCAAGACACUUUGCGAUUAUUGACGCUCUGGUUUGAUUACGGCCACUACCCAGCAGUGCACGAGGCACUGGUCGAAGGCAUUAGGACGAUUGAAAUCAACGUAUGGCUCCAAGUGAUUCCCCAACUGAUAGCUAGAAUUGACACUCCACGAGCCUUGGUCGGGAAGUUGAUUCAUUCUCUUCUUAUCGAUAUAGGAAAGUCGCAUCCUCAAGCUCUUGUGUACCCUCUAACGGUAGCAUCAAAAUCAUCUUUUGUAGCAAGGAAAAACGCCGCGAACCAAAUCUUAAAGUCCAUGUGCACUCAUUCAAGUAACUUGGUGAACCAGGCAGCGAUGAUAUCGGAAGAGCUGAUCCGAGUAGCGAUUCUGUGGCACGAGCAAUGGCACGAGGCUCUAGAAGAGGCUUCUAGGCUGUAUUUCAGCGAAAACGAUGUCAAUGCAAUGUUCAAGACCUUAGAGCCGCUGCACGCGAUGCUAGAGCGUGGACCACAGACUUUGAAGGAGGUGUCUUUCACGCAAGCGUACGGGAGAGAUCUUAACGAAGCACAAGAAUGGUGCAACCGUUAUAAGGAGUCGGGUCAAGUGCGUGACCUAAACCAGGCGUGGGACCUGUAUUACCACGUGUUCCGGCGCAUCAGCCGUCAGCUGCCGCAGCUGACGUCGCUGGAGCUGCAGUACGUGUCGCCGCGGCUGCUGAAUUGCCGCGACCUCGAGCUCGCCGUGCCCGGCUCGUACGUGCCCGACCAGGAUCUCAUACGCAUCGCGCACAUACAGAGCAGUCUUCAGGUAAUAACAUCUAAACAGAGGCCACGACGCUUGUGCAUCCGUGGGUCUAACGGCAAAGACUACAUGUUCCUCCUCAAAGGUCACGAGGAUCUCAGACAAGACGAGAGAGUGAUGCAACUCUUCGGUCUCGUCAACACACUGUUACAGGCUGACCCAGACACUUUCCGAAGAGAUCUUGCCAUUCAGCGAUACGCCGUGAUACCGCUGUCGACCAACUCCGGGCUUAUUGGAUGGGUCCCGCACUGUGAUACGCUGCACUCGUUAAUAAGAGAUUAUAGGGAUAAGAGGAAGUGCCUUUUGAAUAUAGAACACAGGAUUAUGCAGAGAAUGGCGUCUGAUUUGGAUAAACUUAUGUUGAUGCAAAAGGUGGAAGUAUUCGAACACGCCUUAGAACAUACAGCAGGCGACGACUUGGCCAAACUGCUGUGGCUUAAGAGUCCCUCAUCAGAAGUCUGGUUUGAGCGUCGCACGAACUACACCCGCUCGCUGGCUGUCAUGAGCAUGGUGGGGUACAUCCUCGGGCUCGGAGACCGACACCCCUCGAAUAUCAUGCUGGAUAGAGUCACCGGCAAGUUCCUACAUAUCGACUUUGGCGAUUGCUUCGAAGUGGCCGUCACCAGGGACAAGUUUCCGGAGAAAAUACCGUUCAGGUUGACUAGGAUGCUCAUCAACGCUAUGGAGGUCACGGGCAUCGAAGGCACAUACCGUCGCACAUGCGAGUCAGUAAUGGAGGUGCUGCACAGACACAAAGACAGUGUGAUGGCGGUACUAGAAGCCUUCGUAUACGAUCCGCUGCUCAACUGGCGACUAAUCGACGCCACGAGGCGGUCCCGAGCCGACGUUGAGAUAUCCUCUACAUCAGACCCCGCCACGUCACCGCAACCAAGCCGAAGCCGCGUCAUACAAAACGAUUUGAACCAACCCGCAGAAACUAAUCUCAAUAAACGAGCUCUAGCUAUCGUAAACAGAGUGAGAGACAAGUUGACAGGCCGCGACUUUCCUCACAUAGACGAAAUUGUCUCCGUACAGAAGCAAGUUGAUUUACUUAUACAGCAAGCGACGAGUAACGAGAAUCUAUGCCAGUGUUAUGUAGGAUGGUGUCCGUUUUGGUAGAUAUGUGCCUAUGUGUAGCAGGUAGCUUAUGGUAGUAAGGAUUUGGCUAUGUAGAAAUAGUGUUUAACAACUACUAAUAUUGUUAGUCAGUUGAGGUCUGAAGUUAGUCACUUCACCCGCUCUCGGUGACUUCUGUCAAUAGCUGCAAUGCCGCUCGUGAUUAACUUCAGACUAUCUGUCUUUAAGACGGAGAGCGACAGACGCGAAAGGUACCUUUAAAACCUUAUUGGUUAUUCCCUAGCUCUGCUUGUCAUAAUGGGUUUAUUAUGAUUGAUAAUGUCAUAAAACCUAAAGUGAGCAGGAUAGCCAAUAUCUUAAAUUGCGACUCUGACAAAUAUCGUAAAUUAUAAUCGCGUAACUUUCUUGUCAUUUUUCUUAUUGUUCCAACAUCCAGUUAAUAGUGCUAGGUAGUAAUAAGCAAAUUUGAAUGGAGUAGGUAAUUAAAUUCUUUACCUAACUACAGCCCAAUGAGUGCAAAUACAUAAUAUGGUUUUUCCGCCAAUAUCUAAUUGUGUUCACUAAGUGAAGUGGCUAACUUCAGACUAAUCACAAUUUUAGUAUGGGGUAUAACUUUUAUUGUGUUGUUUAAUAAAAACGUGUAGGCUUCAUGUUAUAUUCGAUCUAAUUAGUAUUAAUAUAAGGGCUCUUUUGUAUACCAGAGGCAUAUAGCAGGUGUAGAUAAGGUUGCAUUGUGUCGUGAAAGAUGUUUGACCCUUCACGUCCGUGUCAUACGAAAAAGGACCUUCCGAUACAUAAUAAACGGGGUUUAUCGAUUGUUUCGUUCGUUCAAUGUAAAUUAACUUAUCCUACCUAACCUUGUGGUGGGUUAUAACUAUUAAUUAAAGGGUCCUUUAUUAUGCCAUAUUCAGUGUUGAAGCGUAUAUUUCUAAUUUUAUAAUUGUUGAAAUUCAAUUAUAAAAUUAGAAAUAUACGUUUUGAGUCAACAAUCUGUUAAAGUGCGCUUGAGUUUUUAGGUGAGUCUCCCUAAGGUUUAACUAUAUUUUGAUACAAUAAACAGUAAAAGCUGCCAUUUAUUUUUGAAUGUCUGUGUACAAAGGGAUAGUUUUUUUUUUUUUUUUUAAAUAUAGGAUUCGAUUGUAUUUCUGCCUUCCUGUUAAUAGAACUUGCAAAGUGAAUUAAAACUUCUUAUACCAUAUCGACAGUUUACAAGGACAUACAAUUUCAGGACCUCUAUACAAUUUUUACACGCUAAAUAUAUUCAAUAAAAAGCAAUUUGUAGUCAAUUUAACACUACUUUCGUUCAAGUUACUUAAACGUUUUGAAAUAAUGAAAAUAACUUAACUGUCGCAAGUUCUAUUAUAAUCACUCGUGUGGCAAAUUUUAUAACAUAACCAGUGUAUACAAGUUUGUUCGUAUGUUAAUUUUCUAUAUUUUAUGUAAGUGAUUCCCUAGUGAUUUGUUUUAUUACCGAAAUAAACUCGAUAUUGUUGAACA